UCGAUUUUCCCUCCCUCCGUGGGCUGUUCCGCCUCCAUCGCUCGCCUCCCACCGAUUAUAGCUGUUUCUCCUAUCUACGAGCAGGCGACUAACAUGGAUAUUGUAAAUCAGUUGGUUGCCGGUGGACAGUUCAGGGUGCUGAAAGUCCCAUUGGGCUUCAUCAAAGUCUUAGAAUGGGUGUUUGCCAUCUUUGCAUUUUCCACCUGUGGGAGCUACUCCGGCUCCUUCAGGAUGAGCGUGGAGUGCAGAAACAGAUCAGACAGUGACCUGAAAAUAGAUGUGGAUUUUGAGUAUCCCUUCAGGCUUCAUCAAGUGUAUUUUGAUGCCCCCACCUGCAAGAAUGGCCAAAGUGACCGUUUCUUCCUGAUUGGGGAUUACUCAUCCUCAGCAGAGUUCUUUGUUACCAUAGGCGUUUUUGCAUUCCUGUAUUCCAUGGCAGCUCUCAGCAUCUAUAUCUUUGCCUUUGAGAAGUACCGUGAGAACAAUAAAGGACCACUGAUUGAUUUUGGUGUGACGUGUGUAUUCACCUUCAUGUGGCUGGUGAGCUCAGCAGCAUGGGCGAAGGGUUUGUCUGAUGUCAAGACAGCUACAGACCCAAAGGAGGUUCAAGAGCUUAUCCCCGCUUGUGACCAGGAAGGCAACCACUGCCGUGAAGUUUACGACCCCGUCAUGUCUGGUCUUAAUACUUCUGUGGUCUUUGGCUUCCUCAACAUGAUUUUGUGGACGGGUAACCUGUGGUUUGUAUUCAAGGAGACUGGGAUCAUCGCACCAUUUAUGCGUCAACAGCCUGCCCAGGAGAAGCAACCCGCCCCAGAUUCCUACGCCCAGGGGGGUUAUGAGCAGCGGGACCCAUACGCCGGCUCCCAGGGUGGCUACCAGCCCGAUUACAGCCAGCAAGGCUACAAUCAGGGUGGAGACUACAGUCAGGGCGGAUAUGAGCAGCAGGGGGCACCCACCUCCUUUUCCAACCAGAUGUGAGUGAAGAAAUAUCUGAGGAAGCAGGAGAUGGCAGAAAGAAGUUGAUCGUGUGACUCUAGCAGUGUGGUGCCUGAACCCUACCCACAACCCCACACCUCUCCCAGUUUGUGCGUCUGUGCUUACGUCUGUGAAAGAUAAGAGGGGUGGGAGGGAGGGAAAGGGACAGGGUCUAAUCUCAAAUCACAUAUAGAUGGGAGGGGGAUAGAGAGGAGGGAUUUUAAUGUGCUGUUUAUUAUUGUGACGUAUACAAAAAAAGUUUGACCAAAUUUCAAAACACUUGAAUACUGUACCAAAACAUGAAAAAGAAUAUGGAUCCUAUUGCUAUAUGAAUUUUGAAUUAAUGAUGUUGACAAUAGUAAUGCUAAACUUGAGAGAAUGUAUUUGUCUGUGCUGUAUAGAUAUCAUUAUAAAUUAAUAUAUACAUAUAUAUAUAAAAUAUAAAUAUCUCCUAAAGAUAUCAAUGAGAUUAUUCCACUGUAGUCUAAUCAAAUUUAGAGACCCUAAAUAAAUAUAAUAAUAAUAAUAAUAAUAAUAAUAAUAAUGUGAAAAAAUUCACAAAGCCCCACAUAAUUUGUUCCUUGGAAUUGUUUACCUCUGGUUGGUCGAGGUUUGGUAGAGUUUGUUCCAUUUCUAUGUUGACCUCUUUUAUUUGGUAUUUUGUUGGUUUUUAUUUCUUCAUGGGUGGGAUGGAGUUGGUGGGGGGGCGUCCAGGGCUACAUUGGGCAGAAUCAUUCCCAAACUCAUGGAGGGACCACAUUAUUUCAACCAGCAAGCAAAACGGUCAAGUGUAUCUUAAAGCAUUUCACAUUUCCUGACUGAAAAUGUUGACUUUGUUUAGUUCUCUCUCUCAAAUCUUUGUCUUUUAAAAAGCACAUGCGUUCUCAGUGCAGAAAUAGCAUGGUUGUUCAUGACGCAAUGCCUCUGAGUUCUGUGUUGAUGUAGUGCUGUUUAAGUUAGAGGAUACUAAAAAUAGAUUCAUGAAUAUAUAUAUAUAUAUAUAUAUAUAUAUAUAUAUAUAUAUAUAUGGACUGGGGUCCUGUGUGUGGAGAUGUCAGUAAUGUAGAUAUACGUGCCAGUUUCAAAUGCAUCAAUAUUUUCCUUUUUCCCUCUCUCAAAAGCAUAUACAAUAUUACAGGAUUUAAGCCUGUGAUAUCGAGGUAUAUUUUCAGAUGUAAAUAUAAUAUAUAUAUAUAUAAAGUACCUGCACAUUCUUUAACGGAUAUCAUGAACUGCUGUAAUGUGAACUUUCCAUGAUUUGCAUCAAAACAACACCCAAAAGCCGGUUUAGAUUACUUUUCUGCUUGAUCAAUCAUUCAAAAUGCAGGUGAUCAGAAAUAUCUGGUGUAUAUGAUAGCUUGACCUCUCGGCCGGAAUCAAUGGGGUCAUUUAAAUGAGCUAUGAAAUUCAUAUUUAUCAUUUGAACCGUGUUUAUGGCAGGUAACUGAUGCAAUAAAGUCUUUAAAGUUAUUGUUUUGUAUAGUAUUCAAACAGUAUUUAUUAAAGUCUAGCACUUUCAGAUGCAAGGAUGCUGAGUAAACAUCUUAUUAAUCUAGUAAAUGCACCAGAUUAGUUUUUGCCCUGAGUUGAUCAUUAUUUCAUUUAGGGCUGAUGCAGCAGAUGUUGUUAAGAUGAGAUCCUUUAUAUUAUUGCAUGAUCAGAUGCUCAUAAUGCAAGCUUACCCAGACUUAUAACUAUCUAUUUAAUAUUUUUCAGACUGUUUAAUUUGCCUGCGACUUUGAGGAAAACCAGGUUUUGCUUUUGGGUAGAAGGCCGUUGGCCUGCUAAAUGUAUUAGCGUGUCUCUCCCUCCCUCCCCUCCCUCCCUCAUUCUCUCUCUCUUUCUCUCUCUUUCUCUUCCAUUCUCUGCUCUGGCCCACUCUUCUCCUCCUCCAAAUGAAUAUGCUACUCAACUUCUCCGUUGUUAGUGGUGUUUGAUAUGUCUUGUGAAACUCUCGAUGCCUUUGGGUUGUGCUGUAUUUAAUGUGUAUGAUAUAUUCUUAGCGUUUAUGAAGAUAUUGAUGAAAAUGGUUAUGACCAUGCUGAAAACUCAAUCACCAAAAUUAUCCAGAAAUUCUGUUGUAUUGUUCUAUGGAAUCCAUGAAGGAAAAAUUCAAUAAAGAAUAAAUUAUCCUGUUGAAAGAAAGUUUUUAGUUGUUGUUGUUGCUUCUAUGAUUCAAUAAUUACAAUUAAAUAGAAUGUUU
Messenger RNA from Cyprinus carpio (common carp), 3178 nucleotides. Its product is annotated as synaptophysin-like. NCBI's taxonomy places the organism in Eukaryota, Metazoa, Chordata, Actinopteri, Cypriniformes, Cyprinidae. Gene Ontology annotation, cellular component: presynaptic active zone; synaptic vesicle membrane; synaptic vesicle. The record is from RefSeq and is a predicted model, not a curated record.